AUGUCUGACGGUACUAAUACCACCACCGCUUCCCCUCCUCCUCUACCCAAAGGCGCCAUGGCUUCAACAAUCCCUUCUCUCUCUCUAUCCUCCCCAGUUUCUCCCACUCCGAAACGACCAGCCAAUUCGUCUCAGGCUCCCAGUCCUCCUGCUACUCCCUCUCAGCGACUUCUCGAUUCAGAGGCAGGCCAUGUUCAAUUCGCCAGCUAUCCAGCGACCCCGGACGAGAAAACAAGACCGCUGGUGGGAGACGAUUUACCGCCUGGUUGGACCCCAGCGCCGUUGCGAGGCUGGUAUGCUAUCGCACUGAUUGUUCUCCUCGUCUGCCUUGCCAUUGCCUUGGAAAUUGCCUUCCACUUCACUAACAAGAACAACGGCUGGAAGACACGCGGGGAUGCGACCAACGUGACUGGCCCGAUGCAUUAUGUCUAUACACUUCCUCCUGUGAUCGUUGCCGCUGUGAUCGUGGCUCUCUGGACUUGGACCGAUGUUGAGAUCAAGAAGAUGCAGCCCUACGUCGAUCUGGCGCGCGGAGAUGCCCCUCCCCAAAAAAAGUCUUCUUUUGGAUUACACGCGACACAGCAAUUUCUUCGUAUGGUCGCACGCGCUGUACAACAGGCAUUGGGUUCUUUACUCAAUGUCAAGAAUACUUGGUUCACUCUUGAACCUUUCAAUGUCAACACUGUUGCGACUGUUGGUUUGAACCAGAGUUCCGAGUUUCAGGAUCUGACAAUUUUCCUUACUGCUGCUGGCUAUGCAUCAGCCAGUGUUGGUUAUAACCUUCCUGAACCGCCGUUUGUCUGGGAGGAUUAUACUGUUACCCCCUUCGAAAUUCCUUACAACGUUGCGAAUAAUGGCACCUUACUCGCCAAUGUCACUGUCGUCAAAACUAACACCAAUUGUGUAUCGGUACCCGUGACCAUGACCAACCACACGGACGGAAGUGGUUGGACGAAUACCUUGUCGCAGGGCGGUUGCUCUUUUUCCUUCGUUGUCGACCAUAGUGCACAGGAUCUUUUUGGAACAAGCACUGCUAAUUGCGGGGGUUCUACGCCACCACAAUUUCUUCCUACGAUCUUCUGGUUCUUCUCUUACGUCCCAUCUCCCAAAUCAUCGGCGACAUAUUGCACACCAACUAUCUCAUUAGUUGACGCGCUAGUCACUCUUGAUCUUCGCAGUGGAAAUGUUACCAAUGUUCGUGAGUUGCGACCUUUCAAUGCGGCUACCUCCAAAUUCGGCUCUUUGGCUGGGAAUCUCACUGGCGACCCACUCAACGGACGGGCGUAUAAUGGCAUCAAUUUCACUCUCAAUAAUCCAGACAAGUUUGUUACAGCGAGGAUGAACGCUAUCGCACUGACGAUGCCUGCAGCCGUCUAUCAGGCGGCCGUUCAAAGUUCGCAAGGUGUCCAGGGCACCUUUGCCUCUGAUAACUUUGUCCUAUGGUCCAAUGCAGUCUAUUCAAAAUACCUCACACUUGUUGCCAAAGCCGUCUACUUUUUGGAUAAUCGAGAACCUGUUUCGGUCCAGAUUAAGACGUUCGAGCUUCGUCUAUGGAUGAGCGAAUUUGCAGUGCAUGCCCUGGCUGCACUAUUUUUCCUGCUCGCGAUCGUAGCCGCUGUGAUUCAUGUAUUCCACCGUUGGGAACGACAAGAUCUCAAUCUGGUUCAUCAACCUGGAACAAUCGCGUCCGCAGUAGCUGUUGGAGCUGAGACUGGAAUGGGCCAGUUACUCGCGCAACAACGAGACCCCGAAGGAAUCCGACAAGCAUUGGCGGAUAAGAAAUUCAGGAUAGACCCUUAUACGAACAAGAUCGUAAUGGUCGGGGAGGCUGGGGAAGCGGGCGUCGAGAAGGUUAUCGAGAAUCCCGGGGUCACCAAAGUCACCACGCACGCCUCAGAGUAG
Messenger RNA from Mycena indigotica, 1902 nucleotides. RefSeq names its product Non-specific serine/threonine protein kinase. Lineage: Eukaryota; Fungi; Basidiomycota; Agaricomycetes; Agaricales; Mycenaceae. The coding region runs from base 1 to 1902 and encodes 633 amino acids. The transcript is spliced from 12 exons. The record is from RefSeq and is a predicted model, not a curated record.